Molecule: messenger RNA, 503 nt
Organism: Arachis stenosperma
Lineage: Eukaryota; Viridiplantae; Streptophyta; Magnoliopsida; Fabales; Fabaceae
Exons: 2
Coding region: 83-499 (138 amino acids)
Source: RefSeq, a predicted model, not a curated record
GGAAGUUGAAACCAUUGCUUGUUGAUUGCUUUUAUUCAAAGCAUUUUAGAAAUGGAGGAAAGUUGUGAACUCAUAAUCUAUUAUGUUGAUGAAUAAUAUAGCUACAAGCAAGCUUUGCAGUACAACAAGAUGGUCCCCAAACAGAAUAUGCAACUGUCCCGUAGUUCAAUACCAUCAAACAGGUCACCGUCUCCAAAUUCUUGCAAUGCAUCAGGAAUCAACGAGAAUGAGAUGUCAGGUUUUAAAAAAAAUAAAAAACACUUGUCAAUUAAAGGAGCAAGAAAUGAUGAAUGAAGACCAAACAGUUAAGUUGGAUGAUGCUGAGUACAAGUUGAAAGAUCAAGGACAUCAACUAAAAGCUCAACAAAAAAGAAUUGGUUCUACUGAAAAGACACUUCAUGCUUUAUGUGAAAAGUUGAAUCUUCCACUUCCUUCAACUAUGUUUGUUCCUGCGCAAGAUGAGCUUCGGACAAGCUUUAAUGAUAACAUAUUAACAUGAGUGA